This is a messenger RNA of Leptopilina heterotoma, 639 nucleotides long. RefSeq lists its product as uncharacterized. The transcript is spliced from 3 exons. The record is from RefSeq and is a predicted model, not a curated record. Bases 229 to 639 code for a protein of 136 amino acids. Lineage: Eukaryota; Metazoa; Arthropoda; Insecta; Hymenoptera; Figitidae.
AAAUAAUUUUUUUAUAAAUUGUUUGUCUGCAGCAUCGACUCUGCGCUUUUAAAUAGAGCUCACCAAGAAAGGUGCAUAUUUGAAUGCGCAGAGUCGAUGUUGCUUUCGACCAAUUUUAAAUAUUCAAUGAAUAAAUUUAGUUUUAAUUGUUUACAUAUAACUGUGACAUAAUAUUAAUUAUUUUAGAAACAAUAAAUAAAGUUGAAUUGUAUUUUUUUAACAAAUCUUAUGCUUAGGAAUUUAUCAGUGUUGGUGUCUGUGGUGGUGGUGAAAAGCGAAAAAGAAGAAGAAGAAGAAGGAGAAGAAGAAGAAGAAGAAGAAGAAGAUACAAAACUUAUUCCAGUACAACAAGAAAAAGAAAAAAAGAAGAAGAAGAUGGCUGGAGACGAACCAAUUAAUUACAGUCCUCUCCAUGAUACAGACAUGGAGUACGUCAUGAUUAACUACGAGAUAUCUGUACCCAUAGAGUGGGUCCUAGAAGUUACCUAUGAUUCGCUGAUGACGCUGUGUCUUAACGCUAUUGAGGUGUACCAUGCCACUGAAAUGCUUUCAUGCAGAAGGAUCAACAGUAAAUGUUGUCACUGUACUUGCAGACAUAACUGCAAAAUUAGUCUUUGUCGGCGGCGUUUACAGUUUUGA